Molecule: messenger RNA, 1862 nt
Organism: Frieseomelitta varia
Lineage: Eukaryota; Metazoa; Arthropoda; Insecta; Hymenoptera; Apidae
Gene: ChAT
Product: choline O-acetyltransferase-like
Exons: 5
Biological process (GO): neuromuscular synaptic transmission; acetylcholine biosynthetic process
Cellular component (GO): neuron projection; cytoplasm
Molecular function (GO): choline O-acetyltransferase activity
Source: RefSeq, a predicted model, not a curated record
AAGGAUGGAAUGUGGGGCAUGAACUAUGAACAUUCAGCCGGCGAAGGUCCAGCAAUUUUCAUCACCUUCGAGGAACUGACAGAAAAAGUCGAUGCCAUGUCGCCGCCCGAGGAAAAUACGGUGCCAUCGCAUUUACCUGCGCCAGAGAAACUCGAGUGGCAUCUAUCUGAACAAAGUCUCAGCGACAUCAGGGACGCAAUGAUAUCUUUUGACGCGCUAGUGGAGGAUCUGGACCUCUGUAUAUUGUGGUUCCAAGAAUACUCGAAGGACUUCAUAAAAUCCCACAAAAUUAGCCCGGACGUUUACAUACAAUUGGCAUUGCAAUUUACACACUUUAGGCUGCAUGGGAAUUUAGUAGCAACUUACGAGAGCGCAGGCAUCCGAAGAUUCGCGCUAGGAAGGGUGGAUUGCAUCAGAGCAGCCAGUCCGGAAGUUCUUGCCUGGGCGAAGGCCAUGUGCCAAGGGGACCCUGAAAGUCAGACCACGAAUCAGCAGAACAGCACUCAAGACGAAGGCACCAAAAGAGUUCAGUUCACCAUUUACAGUCAAGAGAGGAUCAAGGAGCUGUUCGACUUGGCGGUGCAAAGGCAGACUAAGGAAAUGACUGACAACAUAAAUGGUUAUGGAAUUGACAACCAUUUAAUGGGUCUUCGCUACGCCGCACAGGAAGCCGGAGAACCGAUCCCGGAUAUUUUCACUGAUCAGGCUUAUAAGAUCGUCAAUCAUUUCGCUCUUUCAACGUCACAGGUAACUUCGAAAAACGAAGCGAUCAUUGGAUACGGCCCGGUGGUGCCAGACGGUUAUGGUUGCGCUUACAACAUGAGAAACAACGGCUUCAUAUUUUCCGUAUCUGCUUUUCACAGCGACGGCAGAACGAACGCGACACGUUUCGCACAAACGCUCGAGCAAAGCUUGCGGGACAUGGCGAGCAUGCUAGACAGAUCGAAUCAGAGAUAAACAGAGAGGCGACAAAGGCGUUAGAAUCGCACAAAAAAAAUGGAAAGUAUUAAACUAGCAGUUAGAAAUAAUAAUUAUUUAACUCCCGAGUGUGGAAAAUCAUAUCGAGGCGAAGUGUAUUCGAGCUUGUCUGUGAAAGUAUUUAUCAUAGUGUGGCGUAGCAAGCGAGAUGAUUACACGCUAGACCUAGUUCUAUUCCUAGACUAGACCUAGGCUAUUCAUUGUAAUUCGAGUUAACACGAUUUACUAGAUAUCGCUGAUUCGACAUACUCUCUAAAUUAAUGAAUAGAAAAAUACCGACGCGAAGGUAAAACGAACCUUUUGUCAAAAAACUAUCAUCGUCCAUCCACUAGGUCCAUAUUGAACAAUCUCGUUCAAUUUCUCGAUGAACGCGCAUCGCAGCUAACAAUUUUAACAUCGUCGUCGUGAACUGUAGCAGACGAAUUUCCUUCACAUUUCGCCGAUAUUUCGCGCUUCGUUCUUUUUGUUUUCGCGAAUACCUAUACAUGUUCGUGAUAUGAAUACAUAAUACGGCGAAUGAAAUUAUUAUAGAUUGUGCCAUUUGAAAGUUUCAUUCAGUCCGUGAUAUUAAUGUAAAUCAUCCAUCAUUUUUCUAUUUUAACUUAAAAAACAGCCUGUCAUCUCGAUUUUAAGUUACUGUGAUAAUUUGUUUCCUUCCAUUAACGGUGACAUUGUUCCAUCAGCAUUCCUCUCGAACUUCCCAUCGAAUGGCACAAUUUAUUUUACACACAAGUACUAUAAAUUAGGAAAUGAAAGGAGCCUUCUAUUACGAGCAAUACAUAGAAAUAUCGCAUUCGUCUUACUCGUUAUUACAAUUACUGGCGUAACGUACAUAUCUAAAAGAAUCUGCAUGAUUGGUCAUUUAAUCGUUAAAUAAACUUAAA